UUUUUCUUAUUACGAAAACAUUUCAAUAUUUUUUUUUAUAAUUUCAGGAAAUUUCUCACUAAAAUUCGCUUGCAUACUGAAACUAUACUCAGAUGUGCAAGUAGAUAUCUUUCGGCGAGCAGAGUUGAGUAAGAAGUGAAUUGAAAGUAGCAGCUGUGAAAGAAUGGACUUUUAUUAAAUAAAAAAUAUUUCGUACUUCAUAAAUUUGCAUUUCCACAAAAGGAAUAUUCAAUUCAAAAACUGCAAUUAUCAAAUAGUAAAAAUCGUGCCACGAACACAAGAGUUGAGUAUGGAUAUCACCGACAUUUCGUAUCAGCAGAUUUGCAGUGCACGCACCGUGCAAUCCGACCAAAAGGGUUUCUUCAAUGAAUUCUAUUUGGAGGUGAAAGAAGGUUGUGGUGGCAAGUGGUUGAAACACUACUUCAGUCAGUUGAAGUCAAACGAGGCGCGCAUACUAUCGAUCUUUAGUGAUCGUGAAGUUUGUGACACGGUCUUGGGUGUGCUGGAAAAUGUUGCACCCGUGUAUAAGGGUAAAGAUGGCGUCUUCUCAGUGCAAAGACGUGCACAGGCAGACAAAUUUAAUUUAUUGGGUGAUUUCAAACAGGCUCUAGCGCAUGCCAAUUUGGCUGUAAUGCGUGCACCAGCGAAGGAUGUUGAUAUUGACAUCGAUAAUGGUCUCAGCCUUGCGAUGGCUUAUCGCUCGCGUGCUACGAUUCUAAUUAAUUUGGGUGAUGGCCAGACUGCGAUAAGUGAUCUUAAGUUGGCCGCCUCAUAUGGUUUGGAGUUAAAGGACAAUGUGGACUACUACAUUAAAUUGGCGAAAGCUUAUGCUUUACUCGGCGAAACGGCACGUUCUGAAAUAUCUCUAAAGAUUGCAGAGAAACUUUCCGGAAAUAUUGCGCUAAGAGAAGCCUUCGAAAAGGAGCUAUCACUUAUAAGAUCAUAUGAAAGGAGUCAACCUGCUGUAGCACCCCCACUGGCGAGUGGAGAAAACGCCGCGUUGAAAGGUGCAUCCAACCUAGUAAAAUUGGCCGAGACAAAAGAAAAAGGACGUUUCAUUGUAGCGGAUAAUUAUAUAAAAACCGGUGAUGUUGUCUUGUGUGAGAAUCCCCUUACGGCUUGCUUAUCGCCAACAUACUUCGGUAGUCACUGUCAUCAUUGCUUCGAGAGACUAAUUACUCCAAUACCAUGUGUUAAUUGCUCUGGUAUUGCGUUCUGUUCGGCCCAAUGUAUGGGCGAAGCAUGUGACAGUUAUCAUCGUUUUGAAUGUCAGUUUAUGGACCUUUUUAUAGGUUCCGGAAUGUCGAUACUCAGCUACUUGGCGCUACGUGUGUUCACCCAAGCAAAGAGCGUCGAAAGUGCAAUCCAGGUCGCCAACGCAAUGUAUGAGAAUCUUUGUGCGCACGUUGAGAACCGACAAGCUGAAGAUUACCUACAACGUUCUCUAAUGGCUGCAUUUCUACUACGAUGUUUGCAGAAAGCAGACUACUUUGGACGUCGUAAAAGUGAAGGCGUUAAUCCAACCGCAGUCGAAUUACAGGUAGGCACUGCACUACUGGGACUACUACAAGUUUUACAAUAUAAUGCACAUGAGGUUUUCGAAACGAAAAUCACCGAAGAACACCAUUUCGAAGGUUCCAAAGUUGUGUACGUAGGCGCAGCUAUAUAUUCAACCGGUGCUUACUUCAAUCACGAGUGUUGGCCGAGUGUCGCACGUUAUUUUGUUGGGAAAAAACUAGUGCUAACUACCAUCAAACCCCAUAAACCGAACCAACUGCUAGCCGAGAAUUAUGGCCCAAUAUUCACAAAAAAUAAUUUAAAAGAGCGUCAAAGAGCAUUACGUGGACGUUACUUGUUCGACUGUAAGUGUAUGGCCUGUCAGGAGAAUUGGCCAACAAUACAUAAAAUAGAUAAGCAAGUGAGAUUUCGCUGCCCAACACCAAGUUGUAUGAACGUUUUGAAGUUUCCAAAGGAUCUAGCCAAAGAUGUACGCUGUGCACGUUGUCGGAAGAAUGUUUCGUUAAAAACGAGUGUUGCGAAAAUGAUACGAAUAGAGGAGCUCUAUCGUAAAGCUGCCGAAGAAAUGCACAAACAAAAUGUUUCCGAAGCAAUCGAGCAAUUUAAGGAAGGUAUCGAAAUGUUUUUCGAAAUUGCAGUUCUGCCUCACAAGGAUACCAUUAUAGCGCAGCAUUCGUUGAUAAAAUGCCUCGCCGAUAGAGGUACUACAUUUAUUUAGGUGGGGACACGGAGUGUGAAAUGCAGUUUCAGCUUUUUUUCACAACAAACAUUUUAGAUAAUUUUUAAAUAAAC
Ceratitis capitata (Mediterranean fruit fly) is the source of this 2310-nucleotide messenger RNA. It is a transcript of the gene Smyd4-2, whose product is annotated as SET and MYND domain-containing protein 4. NCBI's taxonomy places the organism in Eukaryota, Metazoa, Arthropoda, Insecta, Diptera, Tephritidae. The transcript is spliced from 6 exons. The record is from RefSeq and is a predicted model, not a curated record. Gene Ontology annotation, molecular function: protein binding. Bases 290 to 2236 code for a protein of 648 amino acids.